CAGUCUAGAGCUAAGAUGUGAUUCGGCCUGAUAGGUAGACUCCUCUGAUAUCGUGGCUCACCAGAGCAGGCGGGUCAUCUACUCUUCAUUGUCGACUGUCGACAGUCGGCCAUCAAUAUUUUAAGCCGCAAGGGAGCCACUGUAAGCUGGCGGGCAGGUGAAAUUCUUGAGAAGACCUUGAAUUAACCUGACCCGCGAGGAGAGACCUACAUGUUAUCUACCUUGCAGCCCACAACCUUUUCCAUUUCCGUUCUUUUGCCAGCACCAUUUUCUGUCAGCAAACAAGCAAAUAUCCCAGCACCAAGAACCGCUUCGACGCGAAAACAAACACUUGCAAACCCGCAACCAGAGACUUGCUUGGACGGCCCACAGCCAAGCGAAGCGCCUGAGCACGUGACCUCCCAGAGACCUCCCGAGCUAGGUAAGGCUGACCAAUCAACGCGUGUACUCAAUUGACAGGACCCUUGCCAAAGCGUGGCUAACUUGGUGCCAAAGGCCCGGCUGUCGCAGCCUUCCCAAAUACCCAAGACAAUCAUCAAGGCGCUUGGUCGCCGGUCUGUAGUACGAGUUCGCGUCCCGUCGCGGAAGCCCACUGGCAGCCUUGCCCAUUCUGUCAAAAGGUUGCCAAUGCCUGCCAGAAGAAAGGCCAAGUCCAAACCGCCCAAAGCCAGACAUCGCAAGGCCACACGCGAUCCCACUCCUGAAGAGGAGUACCAAAUCCGCAGCAUCCUCGACGAGAAGGUCGAGCGCGGCAAGCUCCUGUACUUGAUAGACUGGGAGGAUAGCCCCGAGGGGCAGACCUACGAUCCAACCUGGGAGCCUGCCAAGCACGUAAACGAGGUAGCCAUCAACGAGUGGGAGGCCGAGAAGAAGAAGAAGAAGCUCCUCGCUGGGGAAGGUCAGGAGAGCAGAAAGCGACCAGCAAGCUCUCUGCCCGAAGCCGCCGAGGACGAGAACGAGGAAGACGACGCGAGACCUGCGAAGAGGGCCAAGGGCAACGACUCUGGCUAUACAUCGCCAGAGCUAGAGCUUGGGGUUGAAGUUGAUAAUAUUCCUGACAAGGCAGGGAGGCAGCUUGUACUGGAUAUUCAUCCGCCGUCACAAGUGGAUCCUAACGACUAUCAGUUGUUUACAGCAUCUCAGCUCUCGUCUCAAAACAGCAGUCAGCUCGAUUCCACAUCCCAUACCGAUAGCAACGAGGCCUCAUCUGGAAAGGUUCUCAGCCAGCGAACCAUACCUGAUUCCCAAGCCACUGGCGAGUCGGAGCUCAGUUCAACGAUCCCGGAGAUUGUGCUGGCUAGCCAAUCGCAAGGACGGAGAGUGGGUUCUCUCGAGCGUGAGGAGCAACAAGCGUUGGAUUCUCAAGUCGCGAGCGAACAAUCGCAGCAGGCAGAGGGUGAGCAACAGGUCGAAGAGCACCAGCAGAAGGUGGGGCAGAGCCAGCAAGAAGAGCAACAGCGCAAGGAGCAACAAAAAUCCAGCUGGGAAGAACCUCAAGUAUCGAAAACGUUGGAUCACGACGAGGAGACGACAUCAGAGUCUCUGAUACCAUCGCGCCAACCUGAUCCAUUACAUCAACCUGUCAACCACAACACGCCACAGGCGUUUCGAGACGAGAAUAACCAUUCACAGAGCAGCUCCGUGUCGGGGUUCUUGACGCAGCCCGACUACCCUCACCUCAGCAACGACCCCUUCGGCGGAGUGGAGUCUGCUGUGGCUGAGGCUUACCAAGGCAGCGAAGUGAAUCGAGAUAGUCAAGUUGCGAUUAGCCAACAACGCCGCACGCCUGCACCCAUCGAAAACUCCUCCAUCCCAAGUGUGAGCAACGCGCCGCGAGCUGAUUCACCACAGGUCACCUCACUAGAGAUCUCGAGCUCCAGUUGGCAGUCGCAGCAAGCGCAGUUGGUGGAUUCAUUUGUGCCACUUUCGAGCCACUUGAACCAAAUUCGAACUCAAAGCCAGGAGUUGAGCCAAAGGGUCGAAGAGUUCGUUCCCGAAACGGCGCAAAAAGAGAGGACUCUGGUUUCCAACAGCGAACACCACAAAACCACCUGUCAGUGA
Molecule: messenger RNA, 2061 nt
Organism: Podospora pseudopauciseta
Lineage: Eukaryota; Fungi; Ascomycota; Sordariomycetes; Sordariales; Podosporaceae
Exons: 4
Coding region: 628-2061 (477 amino acids)
Source: RefSeq, a predicted model, not a curated record